AUGUCGCUGGACGAAUCGUCGGUCCUGAUGGAUCGCGCACUUGUGACCAUAUGCCAGGAUUUACCGGAGUCACUCGGGCUGUACAAUACGGCAAAAGACCAAUUUUCGUUGGCGGCAAUUCGUUCAGUACCACUGCUCGAACACGUGGGUUCAGACUCGCGCAAGUUUGUACUGAUCCGUGACUGGAUGCGCGCGUACGAGUCGGCUGAGGAUCAGCCGCUAACGCCAGAGAUUAGCAUGGAUUCUCUUAAGGAGACUGUGCGACGUGAGCGGAAGGAGAUUGAACGUAAGCUGCGGGAUGAGAAACACGCGUUGCUGACAAGCGCCGACAGUGAAACAAAAAAGAAGAAGCGACAACGUAAGAAAAAGAAAGCGACCGAAGAAAAAAGUUAUGUCAAGAAUAGUGGAAAAGCUUGCGGGAAGAAAAAGGAAAGACUUAAAGAUAGCCAUAGUCAGACGAAGAGCGUUACCUCGAAAUGCCGAGUGCAAAUGGAUAGCGACGACGACAUGCUGUCAAUUGACGAGUCUAGUAACUCCAGCGCCGAAUCGUCGUUAGAAUCCUCAUCAUCCAGUGAGUCCAGAGGAGGCAAUUUGAGGAAGAAGAAGAAGUCGACCGAUAAUUUGCCGCCGAAAGAGAUAGUCCUUUCUUCUGAUGAGGAUGAAGAAGAGCCUGAUGACAUGUUUGAUACAGCUGACCCGGAUGUAUACGAGGUGGAGAAGAUUAUUCGAAAAAAAGCCAGCGACUGUUAUGGCGAACCAGACUUAUAUGAAGUCAAGUGGGAAGGAUACGACGAAACGACGUGGGAGCCUGCGAGCAACAUCUCUAAAGAUCUCAUUGAUGAGUUUGAGGGCCAACCUGUUCGAGAAGAUGUUUACGUGGUAGAAGAAAUUCUUGAUCGUCGUAGUAAGCACGAUCCAUCUACAAGAUUGAAGACUCAUCAGUAUAAAGUCAAAUGGGUUGGCUACGAUGAGGUCACGUGGGAGCCUGCCGAAAACCUACCGCACAAUUUACGGCGAAAAUUUGAUCAAAAGUAUAAAAGCCGGAAGCGCCGACGGAAAUAG
Messenger RNA from Plasmopara halstedii, 1062 nucleotides. Its product is annotated as chromodomain protein. The transcript has a single exon. Lineage: Eukaryota; Oomycota; Peronosporomycetes; Peronosporales; Peronosporaceae. Gene Ontology annotation, biological process: negative regulation of transcription by RNA polymerase II; chromatin organization. Bases 1 to 1062 code for a protein of 353 amino acids. Gene Ontology annotation, cellular component: pericentric heterochromatin. Gene Ontology annotation, molecular function: chromatin binding. The record is from RefSeq and is a predicted model, not a curated record.